Messenger RNA from Patiria miniata (bat star), 718 nucleotides. RefSeq names its product 63 kDa sperm flagellar membrane protein-like. NCBI's taxonomy places the organism in Eukaryota, Metazoa, Echinodermata, Asteroidea, Valvatida, Asterinidae. The record is from RefSeq and is a predicted model, not a curated record. The transcript is spliced from 7 exons. The coding region runs from base 1 to 669 and encodes 222 amino acids.
AUGUUGCCCUGUGAUGUGCUUUCAGUUUUCCUUUUGGCAGCUCUGACCCCUUUCGCUUCUGCGUCGACGGGUGCUCCUCAAACAAAUGCCCCAGUUGUGGUCGUCGAGGAAGAGGUGAUCAUCGGUGUGGGUAACGUGGACGUCCGCUGCUACACCUGCGACAACGUGUAUGAUAAUGACGAGUGUAACGGUGUGCAUCUGGGAGGGAACGGCACACUAACCCAGUGCACCCAGGAGCGCUCCAACUGUUUCUCCAUCCUCAAGAUGAAUUCGGCCGGUGACGGCUACACAACUCAGAAGGGCUGCAUGGAUUGGGACGAGUGCUACGACAGGUUCUACGAGAUGAUGGCAGACCCCAUCGUAGGUGGCGAGUGCAUGCGCAUCACCGUUAUGGACCACGACAACGUCGCGCCCGACGCGGAGUGCUUCUUUUGCUGCUUCUCAGUCGAAGGCGGGUCCCAAGACGCCUGCAACCACGCCAUGGGAGUCCAGUACCUUGCCCUUCCCGAGACCAACAACUGGGAUCCGUCCGUGGACAAGUGGGAGGGCCACGAGCCGGUGGAGAACACGGUGGCUCCAGACGUCACCGAGGGCGCAGAGGCAGUUGCCCGUCCUCUGGCCACAGUCAUCGGUCUGAACGUACUCUUGUUAUACGUUCUUCUCGCUUAGCACAACUUUAUCCAUUUAAUCAGCUGCAGAGACAUAACCCAUCCGGCAG